This is a messenger RNA of Mercurialis annua (annual mercury), 2802 nucleotides long. Its product is annotated as cyclic nucleotide-gated ion channel 1-like. NCBI's taxonomy places the organism in Eukaryota, Viridiplantae, Streptophyta, Magnoliopsida, Malpighiales, Euphorbiaceae. The coding region runs from base 364 to 2550 and encodes 728 amino acids. Gene Ontology annotation, biological process: monoatomic ion transport; transmembrane transport. The transcript is spliced from 7 exons. The record is from RefSeq and is a predicted model, not a curated record. Gene Ontology annotation, cellular component: membrane. Gene Ontology annotation, molecular function: protein binding; monoatomic ion channel activity.
AUUCUUCGGAAACGCAGACCAAACAAGAAAUAACUGCCAUUCUAGACUCUGUCUCCGAACUUUCUUCAUAUUUUCAUCGCACCUCUCUUUUCUCCUUCUGAGUUAACCAACUUUCCUCUUCAAAAUCACUAAACUUUUCGCUCCGUUCACCGUCUUCUUCAUCAUCAUCACCAUCUCUAACCACCCUUUUAAAUAAAACACAGUGUCUUAAACAUAAACAACAAAUGAUAAACUUCCUGUCGGAGAUUUUGCUCGUUAAUUAGUAAUUAAUAACACCCCCGUUUAUGUUUCCGGUUUUUGUUCGUUUUUGUUGGAUUCGUUAAGUACUAAGUAAAGAGUUCGAACUUGAAAAUUUGUCUGAGUAUGAAGGGAAAUAAAUUUGUCAGGUUUCAAGAUUGGAGUUCGGACAAAUCGUUUACUUCGGACAAGGGGUCGGUAUAUUCAAGUGAUGAUGGAUUUUAUGCAAGAAAAGUCAAGCCAACAAUAAGCGCUGUUCGUGACAGUAUUCACCGAUCAUGGGAGACAGGUUACGAGAGGAUUAAAAGUAUGAGAAGACCGUCGUCACUGAUAAGAAUCAGUAGUAAUUUGCAGCAGCAGCAGCAACCGGAGAAUCAAGAACCAUGCAGUAAAAAGAAGAUUCUUGAUCCGCAGGGUCAAUUUCUUCAGAAAUGGAACAAAAUCUUUGUUAUUGCUUGUUUCAUUGCGGUUUCAUUAGACCCUUUGUUCUUUUAUAUUCCGGUCAUUGAUGGCGAAAAGAAAUGCCUUGAUUUGGAUAAGAAACUGGAAAUAAUUGCCUGUGUUCUUCGGACUUUUAUCGAUUUGUUCUAUUUGCUGCACAUUAUUUUUCAGUUCCGAACUGGGUUUAUCGCCCCUUCGUCUCGUGUGUUUGGAAGGGGUGAGCUUGUUGAGGUUCCUUUUUUGGUGGCUAAAAGAUAUCUGACUUCCAACUUUUUCAUUGAUGUUCUUUCAAUUCUGCCACUUCCUCAGAUAGUGGUUUUAUUCAUCAUUCCAAGCUUGGACGGUCCAGUUUCGUUGGUGGCGAAAGACUUGUUGAAGAUCAUUAUCUUAUGCCAGUAUGUGCCGAGAAUUAUCAGAAUAUUUCCUCUGCUCGGAGUAGUAACUAGAACUUCUGGUAUUCUUGCUGAAACUACAUGGGCUGGAGCUGUUUCCAAUCUCUGCCUUUAUAUGCUUGCCAGUCAUAUAAUUGGAGCAUUUUGGUACCUGUUGUCGAUAGAACGAAAACAUACAUGCUGGCGUAAAUACUGUAAGGCUCCGAUGUGUAUCUCUGACGAUUUGUACUGCGGAGCUCAUAGAGAUGUAGCUAAUUCGACUUUGAUCAAUUUUUUGAAUGAGUCAUGCCCUAUUAUCUCACCGGAUGAUAUUAAAAAUUCAACUGUGUUUAACUUUGGGAUAUUCUACGAUGCGUUAGAAUCCGAAAUUGUCGAAUCGUGGAGUUUUCCAAAUAAAUUCAUGUACUGCUUUUGGUGGGGUUUGCGUAAUCUGAGUGCUCUUGGCCAGAACCUGAAAACAAGCACUUCUGGAGUGGAGAUACUCUUCGCUAUUGCUAUUUGCAUUGCUGGAUUGGUUUUAUUUUCACUUCUUAUCGGCAAUAUGCAGAAAUAUUUGCAAUCAACAACAGUUAGAGUAGAGGAAAUGAGAGUGAAAAGACGCGAUGCAGAUCAAUGGAUGGCUCACCGAAUGCUUCCUGAAAACCUGAGGGAGCGAAUCAGGAAGUAUGAGCAAUACAAAUGGCAAGAAACAAGAGGCGUGGAGGAGCAGACUCUGAUCCGAUCUCUUCCUAAAGAUCUCAGGAGGGACAUAAAUCGACAUCUUUGCUUCAAUUUAAUUCUGAGAGUACCAAUGCUUGCGAAAAUGGAUGAACAAAUUCUGGAUGCAAUUUGUGAUCGUCUCAGGCCAACGCUUUACACGAAAAACAGUUACAUUGUUCGCGAAGGUGAUCCGGUGGAUGAGAUGCUAUUUAUAAUGCGAGGUGAUCUAAUGAGUGUGACUACGAAUGGCGGAAGAACUGGUUUUUUCAAUGCUGUUUAUCUGAAGGCCGGCGAUUUCUGUGGGGAAGGGCUUCUGACAUGGGCGUUGGAUCCGCAAUCAACUUCCAAUCUUCCCAUCUCAAGUAGAACUGUACAAGCUUUAACGGAAGUCGAAGCUUUUGCUUUAGUUGCUGAAGACUUAAAAUCCGUUGCCUCUCAGUUCCGUCGUCUACACCACAAGGAUAUCCAGCAUACUUUUAGGUUUUUCUCAGUGCAAUGGAGGACGUGGGCGACGUGCUUUAUACAAGCAGCUUGGCGGCGAUACUGCAGGAGGAGGCAAGCGAAAAGCCUACGCGAAGUAGAAGAAAGGUUGCAAGAUGCUUUGGCAAAAGAUGCUGCAGCCUCGCCAAGCCUUGGUGCUACCAUUUAUGCAUCACAAUUUGCUGCCAAUCUAUUGAAAAAUAUGAGGCAAAACGCCGGACGACCGCCAAGAGUGCCGCAGAGACUAGCCCUGGUGCCUCAGAAACCUACGGAUCCUGAUUUUUCUGCUCACAAUCACUAGUGUGCGAGUACAUCACAACUUAAAUUGUUUUGUAUAUAGUACGGUCAUAAUUAUAUCUUAAAUUUAUAUGAAUGUAUUUUUUAAUUGGUGAUUUAAUUUUAAGGAGGUGAAUUUUGUGAAUCUGAAGGUUAUAUAGUACUGGAGUUAAAAGGCUGGGUGGCACUAAAGUUUUGUCGUACAUUUCAAUUUUGUAUAUAUAAAUGUAAACUAGUAGCAAAAUGAUAUUAAAAAUUUAAUUGUUAUUUCAAGCAA